This is a messenger RNA of Lontra canadensis (Northern American river otter), 4333 nucleotides long. It is a transcript of the gene PIK3R5, whose product is annotated as phosphoinositide-3-kinase regulatory subunit 5. Gene Ontology annotation, cellular component: phosphatidylinositol 3-kinase complex, class IB. The coding region runs from base 102 to 2726 and encodes 874 amino acids. Gene Ontology annotation, molecular function: 1-phosphatidylinositol-3-kinase regulator activity. The record is from RefSeq and is a predicted model, not a curated record. Gene Ontology annotation, biological process: G protein-coupled receptor signaling pathway; positive regulation of MAP kinase activity. Lineage: Eukaryota; Metazoa; Chordata; Mammalia; Carnivora; Mustelidae. The transcript is spliced from 19 exons.
GCUCCUACCCGGCGCGUUGGUCCGGACCGCACGCGAGCCGCGGGGAGUCGCCGCUGGAGAAGGGCUCGGCGCCCGGCGGGGACUGCAGGCGAUGACUCAGGAUGCAGCCAGGGGCCACGACGUGCACGGAGGACCGCAUCCAGCAUGCCCUGGACCGCUGCCUGCAUGGGCUCAGCCUCAGCCGCUGCUCCACCUCCUGGUCAGCUGGCCUGUGUCUCAACUGCUGGAGCCUGCAGGAGCUGGUCAGCAGGGACCCGGGUCACUUCCUCAUCCUCCUGGAGCAGAUCCUGCAGAAAACCCGAGAGGUCCAAGAGAAGGGCACUUAUGACCUUCUUGCACCCUUGGCCCUUCUCUUCUACUCCACUGUCCUCUGCACGCCACACUUCCCACCUGAUUCAGAUCUCCUUCUGAAAGCAGCCAGGACCUACCACCGCUUCCUGACCUGGCCCGUUCCCUACUGCAGCAUCUCCCGGGAGCUGCUCACCUUCAUCGAUGCUGAGCUCAAGGCCCCAGGAAUCACCUACCAGCGGCUGGUGAGGGCCGAGCAGGGCCUGCCCAUUAGAAGUCACCGCAGCUCUACUGUCACUGUGCUGUUGCUGAACCCAGUGGAGGUACAAGCGGAGUUCCUCGCUGUGGCCAACAAGUUGAGCACGCCCGGGCACUCGCCCCACAGCGCCUACACCACCCUGCUCCUGCACGCCUUCCAGGCCACCUUCGGGGCCCACUGCGACCUCCUGGGGCUGCACGGCCAGCUGCAGUCCAAGAGCCUGGCCGAGCUCGAAGACAUCUUCACGGAGACUGCGGAGGCCCAGGAGCUAGCUUCCGGCAUCGGGGACGCAGCCGAGGCCCGGCAGUGGCUCCGGGCCAGGCUGCAGGCAGUGGGAGAGAAAGCUGGCUUCCCCCGCGUCUUAGACACUGCCACACCUGGUCAGCUCCGGACCAUCCCCAUCCCUGUCGCCAGGUGUCACACGUACAGCUGGAACCAGGACAGCUUUGACAUCCUGCAGGAAAUCCUGCUCAAGGAACAGGAGCUGCUGCAGCCAGGGAUCCUGGGGGAUGAUGAGCAGGAGGAGGAGGAGGAGGAAGAGGAGGAGGAGGAGGACUUGGAAACGGACGGGCACAGUGCCCAGAGGGACUCCCUGCUCUCCACCAGUUCCGCAGUCUUCCACGACUCCACCCUGUCCCUUGCCUCGUCCCAGGCCUCAGGGCCCACCCUGUCCCGCCAGCUGCUGACCUCCUUCGUCUCGGGCCUCUCGGACGCCAUGGACAGCGGCUACGUGGAGGACAGCGAGGAGAGCUGCUCCGAACGGCCCAAGAGGCCGGACAGCCAGGAGCGCCGCGGCCACCGCAGGCCCGGGCACAAGUUCAACCGGAUCUAUAAACUCUUCAAGAGCACCGGCCAGCUGGUGCUGCGGAGGGACUCCCGGGGCCUGGAGGGGGGCUCGGACUCGGGCCUGCCCCUGCGGCGGGCGGGGAGCCUCUGCAGCCCCCUGGACGGCCCGGCGCCGCCCCCCGCGCGGGCCCAGCGCUCCCGCUCGCUGCCGCAGCCCAAGCUCAGCGCGCAGCUGCCCAGCUGGCUCCUGGCCCCUGCCUCGCGCCACCAGCGCCGCCGCCCCUUUCUGAGCGGGGACGAGGACCCCAAGGCGUCCACGCUCCGCGUCGUGGUCUUCGGCUCGGAUCGCAUUUCGGGGAAGGUGGCUCGGGCCUACAGCAACCUGCGGCAGCUGGAGAACAACCGCCCGCUCCUCACACGGUUCUUCAAGCUCCAGUUCUUCUACGUUCCCGUGAAGCGAAGCCAUGGGGCCAGCGCCUGCCCCACCCCUGCCAGCCAGACGCCCCCACUCCCCACAGACUCCCCGAGGCACCCCAGCCCUGCGGAGCUGGAGAGCACCAAUGACAUCUCCCACUACCUCGGCAUGCUCGACCCCUGGUAUGAGCGCAACGUGCUGGGCCUCAUGCACCUGCCCCCCGAAGUCCUGUGCCAGCAGCAGUCUCUGAAAGCGGAAUCCCGGCCCCUGGAGGGCUCCUCGGCCCAGCUGCCCAUCCUGGCGGACAUGCUGCUCUAUUACUGUCGCUUCGCUGCCCGGCCGGUACUGCUGCAGGUCUACCAGACAGAGCUGACCUUCAUCACGGGGGAGAAGAUGACCGAGAUCUUCAUCCACUCCCUGGAGCUGGGUCACUCUGCCGCCAUGCGUGCCAUCAAGGCUUCGGGUCCUGGCAGCAAGCGUCUGGGCAUCGAUGGAGACCGCGAGGCCGUCCCUCUAACACUACAGAUUAUUUAUAGCAAGGGGGCCAUCAGUGGCCGAAGCCGCUGGAGUAACAUGGAGAAGGUGUGCACCUCCGUUAAUCUCAGCAAGGCCUGCCGGAAGCAGGAGGAGCUAGACUCCAGCAUGGAGGCCCUGACGCUAAACCUGACGGAGGUGGUGAAAAGGCAGAACCCCAAGUCCAAGAAGGGCUUCAACCAGAUUAGCACGUCACAGAUCAAAGUGGACAAGGUGCAGAUCAUUGGCUCCAACUGCUGCCCCUUCGCCGUGUGCCUGGACCAGGAUGAGAGGAAGAUCCUGCAGAGUGUGGUCCGGUGUGAGGUCUCCCCGUGCUACAAGCCGGAGAAGAGCAGCCUCCACGCCCAGCCCCAGCAGUCCCCUGACCUGCCGUCCCAGGCUGCGCCGGACCUCUGCUCCCUCCUCUGCCUGCCCAUCAUGACCUUCAGCGGAGCUCUGCCCUAGUGGGGCCCUCACAACCCAGGACAGGAAGCCCCGAGCAGGCAGCCUCCACGGAGGCCCUCCCCACGCGGUGGCCGGUCUUGCUCCCUGUGGGGAACUGGAUGGCCCUCUGUGGGAUCAGACCCUACUGUGGGCCCGGACAGCGGGCAGCGGGUUGAUGGUUUCUGGGCCCUCUGGGCUGUGGCCAGCUACACUGACCCUCAGAUUCCUCACGGUAGAGAGGCGGGGGAUGGAUGAGCUGACUCCAGAGGCCCUGGCCACUUGUGUGGUCUAGGACCCUUUCUAGAAAGAUCUGAGGUUCUGGUGCUCCAUGGUGUGGUUAGGCCUCCUCUCCCAACCCUUGGCUGGGCCCCCCUCCUUAGUUUGUCAAAGUCUUGGGAACGCUUUGUAUCUGGGGUUCAGUCCCCUCUAUUCUGGGGUUCAGGUGGUAGAAACAAGGCUAGGAGUUUCUUCCCAGACCUUCAGUAGCACCCCUCCCCCCAUGUCUCUCUCUGUCUCAGAAAUUCCCUGGGUCUUCUGGGAAAACAGCACUAAUGCUUUACCUGUCUACACUCAGCCCCGGGAGCCCCUUUCUGGCUCGGAGAGCCUUGGGUUCAACAGCAGUCCGGUUACCUUUCUAGCUCAGUGACCAGAAGGAAGGGACUUAGCUUCUCCGAGCCUCCAUGUCUUCAGCACUAAGACCUUCAGGGGUUGAAAAGAAAUUGCCUGCUAAGUGCCUGGCCCAGUGGCCCGCUCAUGGCCAGUGCUCAGUACGGAUGAGCGGCCUCACCCUUAAGGGCCAAGUACCCCCCCCCCCCCCCCCCCCACCUGGCACUGGGACACCCUCAUGGGCUCUGGGAUGCCCUUCACUCCACCUUGAGGCAGGACUGAGACUGCGGGGGUGAGGAGUGGUUAGGUUCACCUUCCGAAGGAGGAAUGGCCUUGGCGAGGGUAAGAGGAUGGUUGCACGGGAGCCCCCCAGUCCUCGCUGACGUCUCUCCUGGGUUGGGCCCCAUGACCCCCGCUCCCACGUCAGGCCUUAGGCUGGUGUGUAUAUGGAGGCUUCCAGCCCCAAAAUCCACGGACCCCAUUCUGGCACCUGGGCGGGAUCCCAGAGGGGGCGAGGGAGAGCCUGGCCUCCAGGCGCUUUGUGCCUGGCUGGGGGGAAUGGGUCACGGGACACGAGAGCCAAAAACAAAGUUGUCGGGUCUGAGUGGUUUGGAAGCUGGAAGCAAAUGUGGGCUAGGGCGGUAGGGGGGCAGGCAGGGCCGAGGACGGGAUUUGGAUGGGACAGGUGUGGAGAAAGUAGCCAUGGGAGAGGACCGCAUCCCUCCCAGAGACCCUCCAUCCCCUCCUUCUCCUGCUUCACCUGGCUCCAAAGGUUCAGGCUUACAGGAGCCCCCAAACCCCAGCCCAGACUACUCACCACCAGAGAGCAGUGACUGGAGCCGGCUCUGCCCUGCGUCACCGCCCCCUGCCCCGUCCCCACCACCCAUACUUGCUCUGGGCUCCGAGAGCGGCCAGCCAUAGACUUUCCAAAGUAUUCUGUUGUGUGAACAGGUUACUACAGGAUAAACCAAUAUCCAUGAAUAAAUGAAUAGAAUUUAAUAUUAUUUUCAAAAAAAACUUGA